Passer domesticus (house sparrow) is the source of this 2156-nucleotide messenger RNA. Its product is annotated as zinc finger protein 239-like. The transcript has 4 exons. Gene Ontology annotation, molecular function: DNA-binding transcription repressor activity, RNA polymerase II-specific; RNA polymerase II cis-regulatory region sequence-specific DNA binding. Gene Ontology annotation, biological process: regulation of transcription by RNA polymerase II. The record is from RefSeq and is a predicted model, not a curated record. Bases 286 to 1428 code for a protein of 380 amino acids. Lineage: Eukaryota; Metazoa; Chordata; Aves; Passeriformes; Passeridae. Gene Ontology annotation, cellular component: nucleoplasm.
AGCGGAGGAGGAGCGGGAGGAAGGGCAGGGAGAGGGGAAGGGGAGGAGCAGGAAGGCGAGGAGCACGAAGAGGAGCGGCCCGAGGAGGAGCAGCAGUGGCAGGAGCAUUGCGGGGCUCCACGGCGAGCCCGCUGAGCCCGCAGCUCGGCUGGCCCCGGCAGCAUCGCAUUGCCCUGCGUGCCGCGGCAAGCAAGCCAUCAGCGCUAGGUGCUCUGGGAGUCACCGCUCCACUCACGGCACACACCACUUACAAGUUCGGAUUUCCCAUUCCCAAACCUUAUCUGGAUGAAGGAGAAGGCUGCGAGGAAGGAGAAGAUGCUGAAGGACGCUGAGGCAGACAAGGAGCUGAGGAUGGAGAGCAGGGAGGACAAAUCCCCACGGCAGAACCUCAUGGACGAGGCCAUUUUGAGCAGCUCCAUGGCACAGGAAUCCAAUGGGGAGGAAAAGCCCCGGAGAUCCCUCAGGAGGAGGGGCUCCAAACCCAGCCCAGGAUGCUCUGAGGAGGAAAGACCCAGCCUGUGCCAGGAAGGCAGCCAGAGAUCUGGCCAGAGCUCUGAGGUGGUGGUCAAUAAGCAGCUUGACGAUGGCAAGAAGCCCCACCAGUGCUUGGAAUGUGGGCAGAGUUUCCUCAUGAGAUCCCGCCUGGUCCGCCACCAGAGGAUCCACACCAGGGAAUGGCCCUACGAGUGUGGGGAAUGUGGGAAGAGCUUCAGGGUCAGCCACCACCUGGUCAUCCACCAGAGGAUCCACACCAAUGAACGGCCCUAUAAAUGUGGAGAAUGUGGGAAAGGCUUCAGGAAGAGCGGCCACCUGAAACUCCACCAGAUGACCCACACUGGGAUACGACCCUACGUGUGUGGGGAGUGUGGGAAGGGCUUCCGUGACAGCUCUGGCCUGAUCAUCCACCAGACAAUGCACACUGGGGAAUGCCCCUACACGUGCCCAGAAUGUGGGAAGAGCUUCAUGGGGAACUCCAAGCUGAUUAUGCACCAGAGGAUCCACACUGGGGAGAGGCCCUACGAGUGCGGGGAAUGUGGGAAAAGCUUCAGCCAGAGAUGCCAUCUGAUUCUCCACCAGAGGAUCCACACAGGGGAGAGGCCCUGUAAGUGCAGGGAAUGUGGGAAAAGCUUCAGUGUGCCCUCCACCCUGAUCACCCACCAGAGGAUCCACACUGGGGAGAGGCCCUACAAGUGUGGGGAAUGUGGGAAAAGCUUCAGGCAGAGCUCCACCCUAAAUGACCACCAGAGAAUUCACACAGGAAAGAGGCCCUACAAAUGUGGGGAAUGUGGGAAAAGCUUCAGCCAGAGGUCCAGCCUGAUUCCCCACCAGAGAAUUCACACUGAGAAGCACUAUGAGUGUCCUGAGUGUGGGGAGAGGUUUCAGAGCAGAUACCGUCUCCUCAAGCAUCAGCAGAUUCACACAGAAUAGAGGCCCUUCCGCUGCCCUGACUGCAGGAGGGACUUUAAGAGAAACUCCACUCUCAUCACCCACCAUCUGAUCCACGCUGGGGAGAGGCCCUAACAGAGUCCCAAGUGUGGGAAGAGCUUCUCCCAGAACUCUACUGUGACCCAGCACCAAGGGAGGCAGCAGUAAGAGAAGCCCUACAAGUGCCCCGUGUGCGGGAAGAGCUUUGAGCGCUGCUCCAACUCCAUCCCCCACUGGAGGUCCCCCGUUGGAUGGUCCACAGUGAGACUUGGUGAUCCAUGGUCCUGGUGAUUCCUGUUAGAAAAACACGCGGCUGGUGGUCUGCACAUCUUCCUGGCUUCCCCUGGACACUUGGACACAGCCAGAGAAAAAUCCACUGGGAUGCAAACCGACAUCAGAAUUUCACAGGGGACCGCACAGUUUUUUACUUUCGACCCCAAAAAUACUCACCUUUUACAUCCAGUCAUUUCUUCGGGUGGCAUAAAGGAUGGUGUUGGAGGUUUUUUCCAACCUAAAUCAUUCCACGAUUCUAAUUCUCCCUGGACCAGAGACAUCUUUCAUAGCCAAAUGGUGAUGGACUGGGGCACAAAGCCAGGAUUUUGGAGGCAGUGGAGUGGAAAUUCCUCUAGAAAAGGUCCUUUCUACCCACCAGGCACAUGAAUACUCAGCCAGCAUGGACACGUAAAUCCUUUUAUUUUGGCCUUGAUUUUCUAUCAUUUCUGUUCAUCCCU